Athalia rosae (coleseed sawfly) is the source of this 3643-nucleotide messenger RNA. RefSeq names its product DENN domain-containing protein 1A. Gene Ontology annotation, biological process: endocytic recycling; endocytosis. The record is from RefSeq and is a predicted model, not a curated record. The transcript is spliced from 16 exons. Gene Ontology annotation, cellular component: intracellular membrane-bounded organelle; cytosol. Gene Ontology annotation, molecular function: guanyl-nucleotide exchange factor activity; phosphatidylinositol phosphate binding. Lineage: Eukaryota; Metazoa; Arthropoda; Insecta; Hymenoptera; Athaliidae. The coding region runs from base 230 to 3076 and encodes 948 amino acids.
AGAUCUUGACCGCACGUUCGUAGUUAUAGUCCGAUUGCCCGCUGUCUAUGACGUCUGACUCAGAUGGCCGUGAGUGAAAUGUCAGAAAAUGGAAUGGGAUAGCGUUCGUGAUAACCAUAAAUAGCUCACCCUAAGUUCAUGAUUAAUUUGUACCAUGUAGUGCAAUGGACCGAUAGAUAUAUGUAUGUCACAGUAAUAUUUAACAUACCUUUCUCUCAAGAACGAUACAAUGGGAUCCAGAUUGAGGGAAAAUGUGAGACACUUGUUUGAAUGUUUCUGCGAAGUUGCUGCUCCUGUUGCCGACAAAGAUCCGUGGCUGCUGCAGCGGUUCCCAGAAUCUUUUUCCGAACAAGAAAUACUCAAAUCUGUUCCUAAGUUCGCAUACCCCUGCAGCAUAGACAACGUUCUUGUGCAACACUUCUCAUUUGUACUGACCAGUAUUGAUUCAAAAUGGACAUUUGGAUUCUGCCGGCACGACCCCAAAACCGAAACGGCUUUGGUCAUUUUGAGUGCGCUACCUUGGCACGAAUCUUUCUACAAGCUUUUAAAUCACAUUGCAAAUUUGAACGCGAAAGGCAGGGACGGAGAUCUCUGGAAAUUUCUGCAAGAUGUAUACAGUAGCGGUAUUCCACCUCCUGGAACUUCGCUUACCAUUUCUCUUCCAGACCCCAGUGUUGUUUUUGUUUGUCAGAGUCCUAAGCAAUUUCAGUUGCCGAGUAUACCGGAAAACCGAAAUUUGACCGAGUAUUACAGUGCUGUAGAUUCGCAUAAUAUGAUGAUGGUGUUCGCCUCGAUGUUGUACGAACGUCGAAUCAUAUUCACGUCGAAAAAGUUGUCGAGGUUAAGCGCUUGCGUCCAAGCCUGCAACGCUCUUAUUUAUCCCAUGAUCUGGCAACACAUAUACAUCCCGGUGUUGCCGUUGGCUCUAAUGGAUUAUUUACUCGCUCCGAUGCCUUUCCUCAUCGGGGUACCAACGCCUAUACUCCAGGAAAUAAAGUUAAAAGUGCGACAAAGCGAUUUGGGCGAAGUUGUUAUUUUGGAUGCGGACAACAACACUAUUCAAUCUCCAUUCAAUGAUUUGGAAUCCUUGCCUCAAGACGUGAUAAUUAACCUCAGAAGAGCUCUACGUAACAGAGCUGCGUUACUUGGGGAUGGCGUAUCAAGGGCGUUUCUUCGAGCAUUAGUGCAAUUGACGGCUGGUUACAGAGAGGCACUAACUCUGCAGCAAGGAGAGUGCAUCACGUUUGACGAAAAGGCGUUCGUCGAUAGCAGGCCAUCGUCCAUGCAGCCCUUCCUUAGAAAGAUGUUAGAAUUACAGAUCUUCCAACAAUUCAUCGAAGAACGGUUACAUAUGCUCAAUUCCGGUCUUGGAUUCUCGGAUGAGUUUGAAAUGGAAGCUUGCAACUAUUCAGAAAAAUCGGGGAGCAAAAUUCGACAACAAUACAGGGAAUGGACUUACACAAUGCGCAAGGAGGGCUCGGCGUUCUUCCGUAGUGUGAAAGAUAAGGCUAAUCCUGCGGUUAAAUCAGCAGUCAAAUCGGUUAGAGAAAAGGGGAAAGACAUGAAAACCGCAUACAAAGGCCUGCGAUGGAAAGGACGAACGAGCAGACAAGAAGGCAGCAUGAAAUACCAGCAGCCACGAUCAGCUCCGAGCUCUCCAACCUUGGAUCGAAGGCCGGUAACUUUUGAUUCCCCGUUGAAGCCUCCUACGGGUUACACAGCUACAACAAGUUACCGUAAAGAACUUCGUUUCCGCAACAGCACUGCCCCUGACACGAGCAGGAAGCAGUACUCGCCGCUGAGUCAAAGUUCUCCCGAAGAACCAGAUUCGCCCGUUGAGAGGCUGGAUAUAGAUCUGAUGAAUGAACUUCGCGAUGUCAUAUAUCCCAAUACCCCGCCUGUGGAUAGAACGUUGAAACCAGUGCGCAGUUUAGACAGCUUGAGGUCUGCAUGGAGUGGGCGCUUGCGGCACGGCCCUCUUCCUUCCAACACUUCCAUCUCCACGGACAAUUACGAUUCCUCCCAAACCUCAGACUCCUAUUCCUCUAACUUAGAGAUCUCCUCUGCGAGUUCUAAUAACCAUAAAUCGGGAGAGUCUGGCGCACUGCAGACGUCGAGUUUUGAUCCUCUUUUAGAUGUGUCUGGAUCUUCCAACGCCGAUAGUAGCUCUAACGUGAACGGACUCGCAACAUCUAGCCCGUCUUCUAUCAGUUCAUUGAUAAGCCUGAAAACUUCUGACAACAUUCCAUUCUCUCAUCUCGGGGGCGACGAUCGGGUUUCCAAUAAUUCAGCAGAUUCUGACAGUUAUACCGAACAGUCUGCUCGCAACACUCACGAGUUUGUUAAUUUCUUGACUAAUCCGUUCGUCGAUCAAAACGGUUCUCGAGCUCAGCCGUUACUCGAAAUUGAUAACGAACAAGACUACAUAGGAGGGAAUUUAAAGACUAAAAAUUAUACCAUGCAAAAAACGCUUAGCGAAAACAAGUCUUCGGUCAAAGGUCCGUGGAAGAAUAAUCUGUUGGAUGCAAAUUUGAACGUUACAGAUCCUAGCUUGCAACUAAUCGUGGACGAUCCAUUCGACACAAGCCAAAUACUGAACCCUUUCCACCCACAGAACCCAUUGUUCCAUCCUAUCAGCCCAAAGCCGAGUCCGAACAGCAUUCAACCACCCCCUCCAUUAAAUAUUCAGCAUUACUCUGCACAGGCUAAGAAGCCAGAACACCAUGAUUUAAUCAGACUAGAUUCAACAAAUGGCGAUGACGAUUUUGAUCCUCUGUUGUCAAAGUCCACACGAACGGAGAGUCCUAAACAAAUGACUCAGUCGUUGCAUCUUCCCCAAAUGGGGGAAGGUCUGACUAAUCCAUUAUAUCCGUAUUUCGUACCCCAGCACAAAACUAGAGAAGAUUUUGAUUUGCUCCAAGAGUACGGUCUUGAUUUCAACAAAUUUAAUCUCGCUAAUGGCGCGUCCUCUACGAAGAACAAGCCGUUCGAUCUUACCGCACGAGAAACUACCGCGGCUCUUUCGAAUAAUUCGGCGACCGUCAAGACGCCCAAUAAUUGGACCAAAUUCGAGUGAUUAGGCUUUGAAAACUAAAAUAAAUUGAAGAAAAGUUGUAUACAUAUCAAGACAAUAAUUGUAAAUACGUAAAUUAUAUUUGUUACUAUUUAUAUGAAUACGAGAUUGUGAAUACAUUUUGUAUAAAAGGUGCAGGAUUAUCUAAAAUCAAGAUCAGUGAUCGACGCGUAGGUAUUAUUCUGAUCAUAGCGUCCACCCGUGAUGAAUUUCAUGCAAUCAAUUAUUUAGAAAUCAGGGUAAAAUGAAGGCAGAUCUUUCCAAUCGACUUAUGUUUUAUCGCAACAGUUUUAAUAAACCGCACAUGAAAUAUUCUGUGCGAAGUAUUUUAGAGGAAAAAAGAAACCUUGUUUACCCUACCGGAAUCAAUGCGUAAAGUUAUAGUUUAUAUCCAGUUUCAGGUUAGGUCAAAUACUCAUUUUCAGAUAGCUACAAUUAUCGUUAUAUCUCCAUAAUCUCCGAAGAUUUGUUUGAAAGUAAAUCGUCGUAAGCCUUGUAACCAGAAGGGCCUGUAGAUAAAGGAUCUAAUUUUAACUGCUCAAAUAGCACAAAUAAAUUAUGAUAAAUUAA